AAGAGUCGGCCGGAGGAACCGAGCACGAGGUCCAGAUUUUGGAGACACAGGAAGGGAUGGAAGAGAAGGAGGAAAGCUGCCCCAUGGCUCAAGUGUCUCCCCAACCCAAGGCCAACUUCAGCUCACCAUCGCCGUCCAGCCCCAGGACCUCGCUGUACCCCCAACGUCACGCGGAUCCGUAUGACUCCAGGAAGUAUUUUGUAACACGCCCAGGAGCCUUCGAUCAAGCCAUGGAGGACCUCAAAGCCCAUCUGGCAGCCAGCAAAGGAGAGGCGGCGCGCAGCUUCUGGCUACUCACUGAGAUCGAUCACUGGAACGUCGAGAAGGAACGGAUCGUGAUGCUCACUGACGCUGCCCUCCUGGUGUGCAAAUAUGACUUCAUCAUGCUCAAAUGCCUGGAUCUCCAAAGGAUCCCUCUGCGCUACAUCGAGAGGAUCUCCACGGGACCCUUCGCUUUUCCAGAGAAGUCUUUGGACAGGAGGACCGGGGAAGGCCUUAGGAUCUUCUGGGACACUCAGCAAGAGCCAAACUUCCUCGCCCGCUGGAACCCAUGGUCCACCAACAUGCCGUACAUCACCUUUACGGAGCACCCGGUCAAAAAUGGCUGCCCGAGGCUUAGCCCCAUCUGUCAG
Messenger RNA from Protobothrops mucrosquamatus (brown spotted pit viper), 632 nucleotides. Its product is annotated as tumor protein p63-regulated gene 1 protein-like. Gene Ontology annotation, cellular component: cytoplasm. The annotation marks the transcript as partial. NCBI's taxonomy places the organism in Eukaryota, Metazoa, Chordata, Lepidosauria, Squamata, Viperidae. The transcript has 4 exons. The record is from RefSeq and is a predicted model, not a curated record.